AUGACUCGUGACCACUGGUGUGGUGACCUACAGGUGCAAGAUUUGUCUGGAAUCCGAGAUGUCAAACACAGACAUUUCCUGGAUAGUGUAAGACCAAUCAAACACACCGCCCAUGUUAAAACGAGACAGGACCAGGACAGACACCUGACAAAGAGGUCUACGUUCUUCACCAGUGGGGUGAAAGUAUGUCCUCAAGAGAACGUAAAGGCGGUCAUCUCCAGCCAUCGGGCCUACUACAAACUCAGAGUUUGCCAGGAGGCGAUAUGGGAAGCCUUCCGCAUCUUCCUGGAUAGGGUUCCUAACUCAGAUGAGUACAAGCAUUGGACUUAUGCCUGCCAGCAUGACUCUCUCUGUCUGGAUGAGGUGGCAAGAAACUUCAGCAGUACUCAGGAACACAUUGACAUGGUGGCCACAAGAGUUGCUGAACAGGAGAAGAUCCAGCAACAAAGGGUUGAGGUAUCAACAGCUGGAAGAACUGAGAUUGAGAAAUGCUCGAAAACUCCAUCAGAACAGUUUAUCAUUCCGACUGAAGCAAAGGAGAUAACAGACAUUCCUAACAUUGUACCAGAGGAGGCGAUUAUUGAGGAGCAGAUAGUGGAGUUCAGUGUCACCAUAGCAGACUCUGGCUACAGUGAACUUGUUCUGAGUGGCCCUGCAGCUCCCCAGUACCAUGACAUCACACAAGAUCUCCAUGAUACGAUGGUUCACGUUUUUGACAAACUUCCUGGUUUCAAAAAUCUUCGUGUUUUGGGAUUUCGGUUGGUUGAAUUUCGAUCUGAUGAUGUGUCAGUCCGCUAUGCUGUGGUGUUUGAGACUAAUGGAGAAGACCGUGAAGAAGAAUCUGUUUCCACUAUAGAACCAGGCACAAGAACAAGGACAGUUGUUUACACAAAUGGACACAAACUGAAAGAUAUGGUUUCCAAGGCCUUAAGCGUGGAGACGUCACUGCCUGUGGAAAUACAUACACUCAGUUUUGAACCUGAUCCCACUGUUUCUCUAAGAGAGGAGUUGGAAGCGACAACCUUGGUAACCUUGCCAGAGGAGGGUGUCGGGCACACUGAAGUUUUUUUCCCAACUGUUGCUGUCGGAGAGGACUAUCUUGAGGCUUUUACAGACAUGCCCGAGGAAUACAUCAUUGUCCCUUUCAGUGACUCAGUUAUUGUUCUUCCUGCUGAGGCUACCACUGCCUCAGCCCCAGAUACACCCCCCGCGGAUAUUAGUGAGGGUCGUCCCUCAGUAGAAGCAGUAGAGGAGACUGUAGUGGAUGCUAGAGAUGAGACAGUUGAUGAAGAGGCUACAGAUGAGACACUUGGCAUAGAGGAGCCUCCAGUGGAUGUUACAGGGGAGAUGAUUGAGGUAGAGGAAACUGUAGAUGCCACUGAGGAUACAAUUAACAUGAAGCCUGCAGAGGAUACCACAGAGGAGACACUUGAUAUAGAGGAGACUGUGGAUGCGACAGAAGAAGACUACCUUUGGGUUUGGCCACCAGUAGCAACAAUGGCGGCCAUUACGGAACAGCCUGCCACUGAGGAGACACUUGAUGUCGAGGAAACUGUGGCUGCGACAGAAGUCUACAUUUGGGUUUGGCCACCAGUUACAAGAACGUCUGUUAUGAAACAGCCUACCACAAAAUCGAUUACUCCCUUUCCUCCUGAGAAAGAUGUUGUAGAUGAGGAAACCAUCCCAACUGUUGAACCUGAGGAAGAUGAAGGACCCACAACUACUGAGGCGGCUUUAGAGGAGCAACUGGACAGAGAAAAUCAAAUUAUCACCACUACAGCAUCUCUAGACGUAGAACCUGCAUCCAUCGGAACAUUCACCACCGCUACAAAAUCACAAACCAUGCCUUCAUCGGAGGAUGACAUCAUCCAAGCAGAGCCUGAGGAAAUCCCCUCAGCAUCUUUUCCCCCAAUAGCCAAUGGACCUUCAGAAGGAGGGGACACCACCCGAGAACAGGAACCACCUGAGACGGCCGUGGAUAUGUCUACUGAUGACUCUGACAUGCAGGAAGACAUAGAAAAGGUAGAAACGGACGGUACAGAAGCAGCCGAUACGCUGGAUGAGUUUGGCGGAUUGGAAGGUCCAUUUGAGUCCACUGCAGCCCCCGGACUCAGACACAUGAGCACCCCUUUAAUGGCCACUAGUGAAAAGGACAAAGAGAUGGUAGUUUUCUUUAGUUUGCGAGUCACUAACAUGAUGUUUUCCGAGGACCUGUCCAACAAGAGCUCUCCUGAGUACAGGUCAUUGGAGAAUACUUUUCUUGAGCUGAUUCUCCCAUAUCUGCAAUCUAAUUUGACAGGAUUUAAGCAAUUGGAAAUCCUCAACUUCAGGAAUGGUAGUGUUGUGGUGAACAGCAAGAUGAAAUUAGACAAAGAUGUGCCACAUAACGUGACACAGGCCGUGCACUGUGUGCUCGAAGACUUCUGCAACACUGCGUCUAAACGACUAGACAUUGAGAUUGACAGUCGCUACCUGGACAUAGAACCUGCUGACCAAGCAACUCCCUGCAAGUUCUUGGCCUGCAAUGAGUUUUCCCAAUGUGUGGUAAACAGUUGGACCCAGGAGGCUGAGUGUUUGUGUGACCCUGGGUACAGCACUACGGAUGGCCUGCCCUGCCAGAGUAUUUGUAACCUGGAGCCACACUACUGCUUCAACGGGGGCCUUUGUGACAUCAUCCAGGGCCAUGGAGCCACCUGCAGAUGUCCUGUCGGGAAAUACUGGCACUAUCACGGAGUGCGCUGCAAUGAGCUCGUGUUGCUGCCUGUAGACCCAACCAUUUCCAUAGCCUUGCUGGUGGGAAGCCUUACCUUGGUUUGUGCCAUCAUAGGCAUCUUGGUAUUCAUAAACAAGAAAUGUAUCGGGACCCGAAAGACCGUGACUUUGGUAUCCCCAGACAGCGCGACACAACCAGACACGACAAGCUAGUCUCUGAAAUGGUAGAUUUACAUCCCCGUAUACCACACAACAAGUUGUGGCGACCACCAAAUGAAUACUGAACUUGUUGCCUGUUAAGGGCUUCAGAUAACGAAUGCUUUGAGGUAAUUGUUCUUUGAUGGCUCAUCUCUUGCCAGUCUACACACAGACUUUAAAAGCAACAUAAGUGUUGGUUGCUUUGAACUUGAGCUGUAUAUUCAUGUCAUGGCAGUGGACUCCUCUAGUACUGGAAUUACAUGGUGAAAUGUACCUAGGAUAGGAUGCAUAAUUUCAGACAGCUGUGUGGAUAUUAAAUGCUGGACUAGAGGGUUGUGUUAAACUGUACAAUAUAUAACCUAGCCAUUAAUAUGAAGGCUAGGAAUGUUUUUCAGAUACUGUAUAUCCUUCACAAAGGUUGUUUUCUUUCCUCACAAUGAGGAAUUUAUUUACACAUUGAUACACAUGGUGGUAUCAUGACCAUAGAUGAGAUGGUUGUUUCAAUGUUAUUCUAACUUGUGUUCAGUGUCCCAAAAAAGAAAAUGAAUGUGAACUUUGACUCCAGUCUUGUUUUGAAGCAAUACUCUUGUAUAUGAUUAUAGCCUAGUGUUGUGUAGGUGAAAAAUGUAGCAAUACAUCUGUGUGAAGAAAAAGUCAGUCCUAUACUACUGGUCAAUACAUUUCCACCAAUUACUUGUGUUUUGAAUACAGGAUCAAAACACACUUGGAGGAUGUGUAAAGAUUUUUUUUACACUUGAUAGUAAAAAAUAAAGUAUUUUCCU
Messenger RNA from Oncorhynchus mykiss (rainbow trout), 3692 nucleotides. The record is from RefSeq and is a predicted model, not a curated record. Lineage: Eukaryota; Metazoa; Chordata; Actinopteri; Salmoniformes; Salmonidae.